AUGACCAGAGUCUUAGCUGGCCCAUACUGCACGCAGAUGUUGGGCGAUUUAGGUGCAGAAGUGAUCAAAGUGGAGCAUCCAACAAGAGGUGAUGAUACCCGAGCAUGGGGCCCUCCCUACGCUUCAUACACAGAGCAAAGCGGCAAGGAAGGUCAUGGCGAAAGUGCCUAUUUCUUAUCCGUGAAUCGAAACAAGAAAUCAAUAGGGUUGAGUUUUCAGAGUCCAGCUGGUGUUGAAAUCCUCCACAAGCUCGCGAAAGACUGCGAUGUCUUGGUUGAAAACUACCUCCCGGGAGCUUUGAAGAAGUACAAGAUGGACUACGAGAGCAUCUCCAAAAUCAACCCCAAGCUGGUCUACGCUAGCAUCACUGGAUAUGGACAGACGGGACCCAACAGCAGCCGUGCUGGAUACGACGUCAUGGUCGAAGCGGAAAUGGGUUUAAUGCACAUCACUGGUCACCGGGAUGGUCCUCCUGCCAAGGUCGGCGUCGCCGUGACAGAUCUCACCACAGGACUGUAUACGAGUAACUCGGUCAUGGCGGCCCUUCUCGCUCGCGCCAAGACUGGCAAAGGGCAGCAUCUGGACGUAGCUCUCGCAGACUGUCAGAUUGCCACCCUUGCCAACAUUGCCAGUUCUUGCUUGAUCAGCGGCAAGCCAGAUUCCGGCCGAUGGGGAACUGCUCACCCUUCUAUUGUGCCUUAUAAGGGGUUCGCCACCAAGGAUAGUAAUAUCCUGCUAGGUGGAGGCAAUGAUCGACUUUUUGGGAUUCUUUGUCAGAGAAUCGGGAAGCCUGAAUGGGCUGAGGAUGCAAAGUACAAGACGAAUGCCGACCGUGUGAAGCGGAGGGAUGAAUUGGAGAAGCUCAUUGAGGAUAUCACCGUCACCAAGACCACGCAAGAAUGGAUCGAUAUUCUUGAAGGUAGUGGUAUGCCCUACGCUCCAAUCAACGAUGUUAAGACAACCUUGGAGGAUGAGCACGUCCGAGCUCGUGGCAUGGUGACUGAAGUUGAACAUGAGUCUUGCGGACCUAUUAAACUUGUCAGUCCCCCUGUUAAGUUUUCGCUUUCGAACCCUACUAUACGGAGUCCACCACCUACUUUGGGACAGCACACGAGUGAGAUUCUGACACGGCUACUGGGUUUGAAGGGUGAUGAAGUCGAGGCGCUCAAGAAAGACGGCGUGGUGUCUUGA
This is a messenger RNA of Ramularia collo-cygni, 1191 nucleotides long. RefSeq names its product related to alpha-methylacyl-coa racemase. Lineage: Eukaryota; Fungi; Ascomycota; Dothideomycetes; Mycosphaerellales; Mycosphaerellaceae. The transcript has 6 exons. Gene Ontology annotation, molecular function: catalytic activity. The record is from RefSeq and is a predicted model, not a curated record. Bases 1 to 1191 code for a protein of 396 amino acids.